Molecule: messenger RNA, 1785 nt
Organism: Acanthaster planci (crown-of-thorns starfish)
Lineage: Eukaryota; Metazoa; Echinodermata; Asteroidea; Valvatida; Acanthasteridae
Product: DNA fragmentation factor subunit alpha-like
Biological process (GO): apoptotic process; regulation of apoptotic process
Source: RefSeq, a predicted model, not a curated record
UAGCCAUUUGAUUCAAGUCGGGGGGGCCGGACAGCAGCAGCUGGCGCGCGCAAGCUAAGGGCGCGGUGUUAGCGCGCACCAAUAUGCAACGCACUUGCUCGUACACGGUCGUUGUGGCGAUUGAAGCAGGAUGUAAACGACGAGUGUGUUUCCCAUUUUGAGGGGAAAUUUAUCUUUUUUCCCGAAUCUGUGGAAGAAGAAAAGUCAGUUUUGAUACAGGAAUAUCUGACGUGAUGCAAUUCGAUUGACCGAGGAUACCCACUACUGUUGCUGCACUGUACUAUAACACAGACUAGAUAUGAUGGAUGGUGUCUUCUAGAUGUAGUUACAGCAGUGACUUCAUCUUUGCCCCCUCCUUUAACCCUAACCCCCAAGGGUGUAUGUAUUGAAAUUGAAGGAUUUAGGACUGUUAGGGUUCAGUACAUGUAAGUCCAAUUGAGAAAGUGAACACUCAUGAUGCGAGGAAAGCGUAAAAGGAAGUCAUCCAAGCCAAGCUAUCAUACCCCAGGUACCCCGUCAAAGAAGAAGAAAGCUGGACAUGAAGUGGAUCAUGUCAAGUUGGUUGUGGAGCCCAAACCAUCAACAUCUGGAUCUAAAAGGGGAAAGCUUAAGAGGAAGUCAUCUGGGUCAAGUCAUGAUGCCCCGAGUACAUUGUCAAAGAAGAAGAAAUAUGGACCAAAAGUGGGACGUGACAAACCGGGUGUGGAGCGCAAACCAGGAACGUCCCAAGCCAAGCCGUUAAAAGUCUGUAAUGUUAGGAGGACUCGUCAAGUUGGCAUCGUUGCCGCCUCACUGCAAGACCUGAGGGCAAAGAUCCGGACUGGCUUUCGUGCAGCUGGCAAUGAAUUUGAAAUUGUUCUUGAGGAGGACUGCACAAGAGUUGAAGAUGACAACUAUUUUCAAACUUUGUCUGACAACACUGUCCUCAUGGUCGUGAGUAAAGGAGAACAGUGGACAGAAGCUGCUACUUCACUCCAAGGAGAAGAUGAGGAAGGUUUAGUGGAAGUGGACGGGGCUGGACCCACAAGUUCAACCAACCGUCUGGACAGAGUGGCCAAAAGAAUUGCCAAAAACCCAUCUGUGAUGGCUUUCCUUCCCAAGGUGGAUUUAGAGGUUGUAGUAGACUCAGACAUCAACCGACUUCAAGUCUUGCUCUGUCAGUCCAAAGAAGAUGCACAAUUUAUCCAGGAUGCUUGUGAGAGACGGCUGAAUGAAAUGAUCCAAUCAGAAGAGGCCAGGAAUCUUCUCAAACUGUAUCACCGAGCAAAGACCAAGGCCAGAAAUGUUAAUGUUGCACAUGUAAGUGGGUCUCCACCCUCCAAGGCUGAGGUCAAAUCCUUGGCCAUCACGGUCAAGGCUCAGACCGAGUCACAGGAUUGGAUGCAGAGGUUAAGACCAAGACUAUUUGAUAUUUUUGGAAAGAUUCCAGGCCAAUCCCAGUUGUAUGGAGUAAAAUCCGGCAUCGUACAGUAAGUCGACAUAGUACAACUCGGCAAAUCUCUCAAGUUGGCAGUCUUACAAAAGACCCGAUCAUCUCUAAUUCAUUUCCAUAAGAAUUGUUAAUUCCAAGUUGGCUUUUAGAAGUUGUCAUUUCGCCUAAGUGUUACUCUCGGUCCCAUUUUCACAGACGAACAAGAGAAUCCUUUGUGUAAGUUGGCAUUUACAUGAACUGUACACGUACAUUGGCAUUGACCUCUGCCGCGGUGCAAUUGGCAAGAAGGGUUUAUGUACAUGUGAUAAGUCCCAUGGCGAUGUGACCGUUGCAUUGGUGUACAUUUAUGUAGC